This is a messenger RNA of Caenorhabditis angaria, 2845 nucleotides long. The record is from the annotation of a GenBank genome assembly. Lineage: Eukaryota; Metazoa; Nematoda; Chromadorea; Rhabditida; Rhabditidae.
AUGGUCGAAUACAAUCGAUUUAGUGUUGGCAAUUUUACAGUUCAAGAGCAAGUUACAACCGGAAAUUUUGUGAUUUAUCUAAUCGAAUUGAUUCUAUGCUUUUUUGUGGUUCUCGCCAAUUUUAUGUUUUUAAUUGUGCUUUUUAAAGCGGAACUAUUGCAUCGGGUUAGUUCUUAGUUUAAUUCCACCUGUCUCUAUGAAAAGUAUAUUUCCAGAAUCUCCGAAUAAUCCUAUUCUCAACCUGUUUAGCUAAUGCUCUUUAUGCAACUUCACGAUAUUUCAUAACUAUCCCUCUCAUCAUCGCAUAUCUUUUCAAUUCGGAAAUUUCAAGUGUCACAUUUUGCUGGGCUGCAAAAUCCUUUCAUCACUUGGUGUUAGGAGUUCCCGGCCUCACAUUCUUCUUUGUGAUUUUAGAGCGAUGUAUUGCCAGUUAUCACUAUCAAACUUAUGAGAAGCAUAGCUUUUAUCAGAGUGGUUAUUUAUUGGUUACACUUCAGGUAACUUCAUUUUUUUUUUUAGUUUUUCACUGGAUUCCUGGUUUUUUAGUGGUUGACAUCUCUGUUCAUUGUUGUUAUAAAUCAAGUAGAUGUUGCUAAUCAGCCCCGACCUUAUUCCCGUCUCCCGUGUCAAAUUGAAUAUAGCACUUCGAGAUGUUUAUUUUUUGCCAUUGGACUUUUCACAGGUCUCAAUAUCAUCGCCUGUAUUCUGUUCUGGAAAAUGACAAAAUUUAAUAGAAAGCUGUAUAAACAGCGAAGUUGGAAGCUGAAAACUUUGUCUGAAACUUUUCAAGUGUCGGAGAACGUGAAAUCAAUCAAAAUAUUGAAUCCAUUACUCAUAGUUGUCCUAAUUAGCAAUUUAAUAGCAAUGUUUAUCGUUGGACUUCAAGCAACAUUAUACCUCCUAGUUAGGGAAACUCCCGAAGCCGAAAGGGCUGCAUUAACAAAACAAUUAUCGAUUCAAAUAGUUGGGCGAGGAUCGGAAGCAUCACAAAGUUAUGAUAUUGUCUCGGCUAUUAGUAAACUCGUAUUUUGCUAUGCCAUCAGGUCACAUCCAAUAUUGAAUCGGAAGUGGUGUCAGAUUUUCAGCGCGGGGAGAAAAUCAAGUGUUGCGCCGAGUUUCGCAGCAAAAGAUCGAAACGAGGAAUCGGAUAUACAUUUUGACUCAUUGAAAUUAAUGUGGGAGAUGCGGAUGAUUAAUUAAUUCGAUUUUUCUAGUCUAGAAAUAAAUGAAGCGCAAACUUUGACGUAGCUUAUUUGAAAUCUGCAAAAAAUCAAUCAAGCAUGUGCUGAAAACACUCAAAAUUCUCCAGAAAUAAAAUUGCAUCAUUGUCCGAGAGAAGUACACAAGCCAAUAAGUGCGGGUGCCUUUAAAAUACCUUUUAGCAUCCCUUUCACCCGAAAAAAAAACAAAAUUGCAUCAUUGUCCGAGAGAAGUACACAUCGCUUCGAGACCCAAACCAAUAAUUGUGUGCGCCUUUAACCCUUUUCAAACACCAACAUUAAAAAAAUUGAAAAAGCUCGAUAUUUGAUUCCGUGCGACAUUUAUCAUAAAUAUACCUAUAAUUGCAUGUUUGGUCUCGCGCAUUUUCAGUUCUCACAAGUUAGUAUAACUCUCUCUUUCUGCCUCAAUUAUCCUAACUUCUAGAUAUAAAAUGGUCGAAUACAAUCGAUUUAGUGUUGGCAAUUUUACAGUUCAAGAGCAGGUUACAACCGGAAAUUUUGUGAUUUAUCUAAUCGAAUUGAUUCUAUGCUUUUUUGUGGUUCUGGCCAAUUUUAUGUUUUUAAUUGUGCUUUUUAAAGCGGAACUUUUGCAUCGGGUUAGUUCUUUGUUGAAUUCCACCUGUCUUCAGAAAAAGUAUAUUUCCAGAAUCUCCGAAUAAUUCUAUUCUCAACCUGUUUAGCUAAUGCUCUUUAUGCAAUUUCAAGAUAUUUCAUAACUAUCCCUCUCAUCAUCGCAUAUCUUUUCAACUUUGAAAUUUCAAGUGUCACAUUUUGCUGGGCUGCCAAAUCCUUUCAUCACUUGUUUUUAGGUGUGACUAGCUUCACAUUCUUCUUUGUGAUUUUAGAAAGAUGUAUUGCUAGCUAUUAUUAUAAGACCUAUGAGAAAAAUAGCUUUUAUCAAUGUGGAUUUUUGUUGGUUGGCAUUCAGGUGAGUUUAGUUGACUAGUGGAACCCUAUAAUUUUAAUUUUAGUGGUCAAUAUCGCUAUUCCUCUGUGUCCUGAACCAAGUAGAUGUUUUCAACCAACCUCGUCCUUAUACCCGUCUCCCAUGUCAAAUCGAAUAUACAACAUCUAGAUGUUUAUUUUUUGCUAUCGGUUUAAACUUGAUUCUGAAUCUUAUUGCAGUUAUUUUAUUCCUUAGAAUGACCAAAUUCAAUAUAACAUUGUAUAAACAGCGAAAUUUCAAGCUUCAGACCUUAUCUGAAACCUUUCAAGUGUCUGAGAAUGUGAAAUCUAUCAAAAUCUUGAAUCCGUUACUCAUAGUUGUUCUAAUUAGCAAUUUAAUCGCAUUGUUUAUCAUUGGACUUCAAGCAACUUUAUACCUCCUAGUUAGGGAAACUCCCGAAGCCGAAAGAGCUGAAUUAACAAAACAAUUAUCGAUUCAAAUAGUUGGGCGAGGAUCGGAAGCAUCGCAAAGUUAUGAUAUUGUCUCGGCUAUUAGCAAGCUUAUUUUCUGCUAUGUUAUUCGAUCACAUCCAAUUUUAUAUAGGAAAUGGCAGCAGAUUUUUAGCAAAGGGAGUGUUUCAGUAGUGCCUGUUGUGAAGAAAGAAUUGAAUCCCAAAGAGGAAUCUGAUAUUUAUUUUGAUUCGUUGAAAGAUAUGUGGGAAAUGCGAACGAAGCUAUGA